This is a messenger RNA of Chlamydomonas reinhardtii, 3485 nucleotides long. RefSeq lists its product as uncharacterized. NCBI's taxonomy places the organism in Eukaryota, Viridiplantae, Chlorophyta, Chlorophyceae, Chlamydomonadales, Chlamydomonadaceae. Bases 148 to 2418 code for a protein of 756 amino acids. The record is from RefSeq and is a predicted model, not a curated record. The transcript has 11 exons.
CAGUAUAAUAUAUUUACGCAUCACCACCACUGUGCGCGAAUACUUUAAACGCGCAGGCAGGCCUUUGCCUGGCGCCUUUGCGCGGUCCGGUGUGCACUCAGUGCGCAACCCUCUUACAAAGCGCUUGCGCCUUACAAGCGCCCCGUCAUGAGGAGCCACACAACUGCAGCGACCGCGGCUGUUGGUCGCUGUGGACAGUCUUGCGGCUUGGGGCGCAUUCGGCUCGUCCAAUUGCUCUCGGUGCUGGUGGUGCUCCUGGCGGUUACUCGCGCGAGCCAUGCCGCCGCUACAGGUCGCCUAGCGCAGCGCCGCUCUACUCAGUUCGGUGGGCCUGAUGUUAUUCCCACCUACAAGUGUGGAUCGGGCAGCUAUGAGUUCGGCACGGUGGACUUCCGCUUCGCCUCGGAGGUCCUGGCCAACGUCUCCACCGAGGCCACCUACAACCUCACCGUGCUGCGCUUCCCCGACCCCGCGGGACCUUUCCCCUCCGAUGUGCCUCCUGCUGCGGAGGUCAUCGGCAGCGUGCGCCUCAUCGCCAACUCGCCGGCCGGCUCGGUGACGGUGGAGAUCACGAACAAGUUCGGACAGGCGUGGCCCGCCGGCACCGUUGUCAGCUGGACCAGCCCGCUUUUCUACGACGUAAGCCGCUGCGCCAUUGGUCCCGAGCGCCUGCAAGCCGAGACGCCGCUGGAGAACAUUCUCAGCCCCGCUGAUGCUGCGGAUGGCGUCAAGACCAUCAUCUCCUUCUCACUGCCCUGGUACCGCCUAUCGCGCCCCCGCAUCUCACCCUUCCUUGGCGAGGAGCCGUGCGCGCGCCCGACCCAGAUCUCGGCCCUGUUGGUCAAGGUGUACCUGCCGCCUUCCGGACCGGGCCGACGUGCCCUGCAGCAGUCCGGCUCGUUGGGCGCCUACGCGGGCUCCGUGGCAUGGGGUGGCAAGAGCACCUGCGAUGUGCUCUUUAACGGCGACAACAACUCGUACUACCCCUUCCGUCUCAUGGACAUCGAACUUGCGUGUGACUGCUUCAUCGACACGCCCACGUGCAACACCGGAGAUUUCGAGCUGCGCACACGCCUGGGCGCCCUCCUGCCCCAGCCCAUCGAUGUGAACCUGCUGCACUUCGCUGGCAACGUCACAUCGAACGACCGUCAGUACAUCCCCGAGCUGAGGGGAUACGGUUUCAUUAGCGCCAGUGGUGGCGUGCUGCGUGCCAGGCUGGUCACUAAGGACGGCAGCCCCUGGCCCCUGGGCUCCCGCUUCUCCUGGUUGGCGACCGCGGAUGAUGCCAGUGCGGGCGCGCCCCCCGGCUUCGGCGGCGGCCCCCCUGGUGCUGACGCCCCGCCCGGCGAGGGUGGCGACGCCCCGCCUGGCGAGGGUACUGGCCCCGACCCCGUAUGCACCAUGCCUUCCCUCAUCGCGCCCCAGCCCGACCUCCCGAACACCAUCAUCGUCACCGACUCCUCAACCACCGAGAUCCUCAUCGAGAUCCCCACCAGCGCCAUCAACAUCAACAACCAAGUCCCGAUCGACACGCCCGAUUGCAGCGGCCCUUUUUCCUUCUUCAAAAGCUUCAGCGCCGGCGCUGCCACGCUGUACAUCAAGGCUGUCUUCCCCACUAGCACGGCAGGCGGUCGCCGCCGCCUUGCGGCCACGUCCAACUCCCGCGGCCUCCUCCAGACCAGCCCCCUUGACCCGGACUCAGUGUCGUACCUGGGCAUUGACGCCGUCUGCACGGGACCCCCCGUGGUCUGGGCCAACCGCCUGUCGUUCAAGUGUGGCUGCCCCAAGAGCCCGCCCAGCCCGCCCUCGCCGCCCCGCCCGCCGCCUAGUCCGCCCCGCCCGCCUCCGCCUGCCGACAGCGGUUUCCCCUUCUGCCGGUGCAGCAAGCGCAAGCUCAACGUCUCGCCGUACCGCCUGGCAAUCACCAGCGAGAACUACGGCCUAGGCACCGGCGGCCUGGGCCCCGACAGCCAGGGCGUCAAGUACAACCAGAUCUGCUUUGCUGUGGGCCCCUUCGCGCGCUGCAAUGCCACGACCUCACCCUGCUGCAGCAUGACUGUGAAGAAGCUGGAGCUGCUAAUCCGUCCCGAGUGCCGUACCGAAUCCCCGCGCCCCGUGCGCGCCAUCAUUGUCAACAACCACACCACUCUCUCGCCCACCUUCUCCAACCACAUCGGCGCAACUGGCGAGGAGUUCACGGUCCUCGGCGUCACCAAGCUGGACAAGGUCGCGCCCAGGGCCGACGGCUCGCCCAUUAUUGACAUCUGCUUUCGCCUGGCUUCAAACAGCGCCUGCGGCUUUGCGGAUGGCCUUUGCGACGGCCGUGGUGGCGACGGCUGCUUGUACAGUGUGUUCAGCGCUGAGGACAGCAACUGUUGCCCCCGGGGCUACCUUGACCUUUUCUUCGGUCGCCGCUAAGGAAGCAAGCGAGGGUCAGGUGCUACACUACGAGCUUCAAUGAGCAAGCUUGAUGAGCACAGCAAGAUAAGACGACGUCAUUUCAAGGAGCCUGCAUGGUGCCCAUGCAUGCAUGGGCGCCCAGCACGCAUGCAUGCACGCACAACACACACAACACCUGCAGCGUUGCACACAUUCCAGUAGUGUUUGUGGACAGACGUACUUAGUAGUAGGGCAAGUCAAAGCCAGGCUUGGUUUGGGGCAUGCUGAGGGUCUUAAACUACCGUUUCCACUUGCGUAGUGAUGAGUCAAGAGCGCGCGCAGGAUCGUUUCGCACUGCGUUGCCUUGUUGUGAUUCUUUCCCGUAGUUGAUGAAUUCAACGCUGAUGGGCACUCUACACACGGGACAUAAGGAAUGGCUGACUUAUCAUGGCGUAGGAUGGACGGACUUGUAGCUAUCGGAAGAGGGGGGCCAAGGGCAGGUUUCACUAUACCUCCCAACUGCACUAAACUCACCCUGCCUUAUCCAACGACUAGCGCGCGCUGCUGCUGAUUGCCAUGUCCCAUCGAUGUGAUGCAAUGGCGGCACAGCACUUCCUUGGUUGUAGAAUGAAUGCAGUUUUGGCUUGUCCUGUACAGUCUCUUGCUUUCUUGUCGCCUUUCUUAUUUGUCCUGUACAUAGCUCCAGAAGUUUGGGGACACUCGAAUGAACGAUGCGGAUGGCAAGGGCGUGCGUGCUACAAGGAAUGCAUCAAUGCAUGGCAUACCGCACAUCAACACACAUGCGCACCAGCGCACGUACGGCUGCGCACGCACGCACACGUCGAACUGCAUGCCGCCCUACCCUCUGGUGUGCACUGCGGGCAUGCGAAGUGUUUGCUAGUGAGUGCAUCUUCCACGCACACAGCGCACGCGGCACCCGCAACCUGGGGUGCGCACCCCUGCGGCCCUGCCCACGCACAUCCCAUCCCACAUACACGCGUGCGCAACUGUUGCGCACGCGCACAUGCAUCGCCACAUAGAUCUGAUUACUCUGAUGCCCACAGCCGCCAUUGUGGCGGCUGCUGGAUUUGUAAAAUUGUCUCAUG